Messenger RNA from Oncorhynchus nerka (sockeye salmon), 6098 nucleotides. Its product is annotated as diacylglycerol lipase-alpha-like. The coding region runs from base 760 to 3987 and encodes 1075 amino acids. Gene Ontology annotation, molecular function: lipoprotein lipase activity. The transcript has 20 exons. Gene Ontology annotation, biological process: arachidonate metabolic process; diacylglycerol catabolic process; retrograde trans-synaptic signaling by endocannabinoid. Gene Ontology annotation, cellular component: postsynaptic membrane; dendrite membrane; cytoplasm. The record is from RefSeq and is a predicted model, not a curated record. Lineage: Eukaryota; Metazoa; Chordata; Actinopteri; Salmoniformes; Salmonidae.
ACGACGCAAAUCCAACUGACUCUAUUGUAGGGCGAUGGAUGACGUAAAAUUCCUACGUAAAUGACGCAGUGGUGAUUCGGUGUUUGAUCCGCAGCUGCGGAAUAGGGAAUGGGAAUAGAAACGACGUAUAUUUUCAGGGGUAAAAAAUUGUUCUGUCGGCUGGUAUUACAACAACCAAUUUCUUGGGACCAGCUACUUGAAGUAGUCUGAUUGGGUUCGGGAGUUGUCCGGUUGGUUGUCACAUGAUACAAUAUAAAAAGAUUGUGUAGCGAUUUAUUUGUUCAACUUCACUCUCUGUCAGUGAGAAACAUUGUAUGGAUGAACCUCCCGGCUCUCCUACAUGGCGUGAAGAGACAUCGGUCAGCGGAUAUCCUACAUAUCGACGACGUGUUGCAAUUGAUCGAUUAAUUAAGACCUUGAAUUCCAAGGCAGAGUAAAUGGAGCGCGUGUCUGCACUGUUUUGACUGUAGGUUAGGGUAUGAUCCAGCUGCGACCCUUAUCUGAUUGCCUGGCCCGGAUUCCAGUGGAACCUGUCACUUGAAAUACCUUGGUUGGAUUCAUAGGGAGGUACGUGUGUGUUCUGCCAGCCACGGUUCAGCGCAAUAUUGUCGCUGCGGAGUUUUACAGGGUUUAUCCCCGGCAGAGCACUGGUCCAGGUCCGCGUGGAGGAGAGCUCGAGGUGGACAAGAGUAUGAUGGGAGAACGAACAGAACCGAUGCAGUGGGUCUUGGCAAGGCAUCGUCACAAUACAGGGCAGUGAUGCCUGGUAUGGUGAUGUUUCGGCGGCGCUGGUCAGUUGGCAGUGAUGACCUAGUGCUGCCCGCCCUCUUCCUCUUUCUACUGCACUGCAUCUGGCUGGUGGUUCUGUCUGUGGUUCUGUUCGGCCUGCCCUAUGGCUCGGACCAGUCCUGCUCGGUCACCCUAGUGGACCAUGGCCGGGGGUACCUGGGCAUCUUGGUCAGCUGCCUGAUCUGUGAGAGCGCUAUCAUAUGGCUCAGUAUGAGAGGCAGCAUCCUCUACACACAACCCAGAGAAGCUGUGCAAUAUGUCAUCUACAUACGACUAGCCAUCUUGUUGGUGGAGUUGGUAUAUGCAGUGGUGGGGAUCGCCUGGCUUUUCCAAUACUACCAACCGUGCUCUGAUGUCACUGCCAAGAACCUUGCUUUGGGGAUUGUGGUGUGCAAUUGGCUGGUGAUCUUCAGCGUGUGCUUCACCCUCAUGUGUACCUUUGACCCCACGGGACGCACAUUUGUCAAACUGAAAGCCACCCGGCGACGCCAACGCAACCUCACCACCUACACCCUCAGACACCGGCUAGAGGAGGGCCAAGCCAGCAGCUGGAGCAGGAGACUAAAGUUCUUCAUGUGCUGCACCCGAGCCCAGGACACACAGUCUGAUGCGUAUUCCGAGGUGGCCAGCCUGUUUGCAGAGUUCUUCAGAGACCUGGACAUUGUGCCUAGUGACAUCAUAGCUGGCCUGGUGCUGCUUCGCCAGAGACAGAGGUCUAACAGAGGUGCCAUCCUGGACCAGGCCAACAAUGACAUUUUAGCCUUCUUAUCUGGAAUGCCUGUAACUCGCAACACCAAAUACCUGGACCUUAAGAACUCGACGGAGAUGGGCAUGUACAAGGAGGUGUGUUACUACAUGCUGUUUGCCCUGGCAGCGUAUGGCUGGCCCAUGUACCUGAUGAGGAAGCCUGCGUGUGGGCUGUGCCGCCUGGUCAGCUCCUGCCACUGUACAUCAGGGUCUGGCUCUAGGCUGUCCCAGACAGUGACAGUGGAGGAGGAUAACUGUUGUGGCUGUAACGUCCUGGCUAUCCGCCGCCACUUCCUGGACAGAGAGCUGAAGCAGGUCCACGUUGUCUACACAUCCUGGCAUGACGCGGUUUACGAGACACCUUUCUUUGUGGCUGUGGAUCAUGGGAAAAAGAAAGUUGUCAUCAGCAUUCGAGGAACCCUGUCCCCCAAAGAUGCCCUGACUGAUCUCACAGGGGACUCUGAGCGUCUGCCAGUGGAGGAGCAGCAUGGAAACUGGCUGGGCCACAAGGGGAUGGUUUACUCAGCAGAGUACAUUAAGAAGAAACUGGAGCAGGAAAUGAUCUUGUCACAAGCCUUUGGAAGAGAUUUGGGUAAGGGAACCAUGCACUACGGGCUGGUGAUAGUGGGACACUCCCUUGGUGCUGGUACUGCAGCCAUCCUGUCCUUCCUGCUCCGCCCCCAGUACCCCACACUGCAGUGCUACUCCUACUCUCCACCAGGUGGCCUUCUGAGUGAGGAUGCCAUGGAGUACUCCAAAGAGUUUGUCACUUCUGUCGUUUUGGGAAAGGACCUUGUCCCAAGGAUUGGUCUCUCUCAGUUGGAGGGGUUUCGGCGCCACCUGCUGGAAGUCUUACAGAAGAGCGACAAGCCAAAGUGGAGGAUCAUUGCAGGGGGAACUAAGUGCAUUCCUAAGUCCGAGCUGCCUGUGGACGACGGCCCCCAGCCCCAGACAGCCCCCGUGCCCCCCAGCACCCGUCUCUGGCUGCAUCCCAGUGAUCUCAGCAUCGCCCUGUCAGCCUCCACCCCCCUCUACCCCCCGGGCAAGGUCAUCCACGUGGUCCACAACCACCCCUCAGAGACAUGCUGUGGACAGGAGGAGCCCACCUACUCAGCUCUCUGGGGGGAUAACAAGUCUUUCAACGAGGUCAUCAUCUCCCCUGCCAUGCUAAACGAGCACAUGCCUCACAUGGUGAUGGAGGGACUCAACAAGGUGCUGGAGAACUAUAACAAAGGGAAGACAGCCCUGCUGUCGGCUGCUAAGGUAAUGGUGAGCCCAACCGAGGUGGACCUGAACCCAGAGACCAUCUUCAUGGCAGCCGCCCCGCCUCCUGCCACCCAACAACCCACCCCAACCACCCAACACCGCAGGAACAGCAGUGUUCGUUCCUGUGCUCGCUCUGAGAUAUCACUGGAUGGCUUUGCGGAGUGCCCCCCUCCCCCAGUGUCAGUGGUUCUGCAGGGGGCCAGGGAGCGCCUUACUGUGGAGCUGAGGGACCGCCACGCCCCCUUGGCCGUGAUGGAGAGCCUGUCAGAUGCAGAGUCCCUCUACAGCCUGGACUCCCGACGCUCCUCAGCUGCACUCAGGGGCUCACCCAUGCUGGGGUGCCUCCCCUUCCAACUGAAUGCACCUAUCCCUGAGGAGAACCCCUCUCUCAGCUCCCGCACUGAGCUGCUGGCUGCCGACUGCCUCUACCAGGCCACCCCAGAGCACGAGCUGGGAGAGGCAGGACCUUACUUCACUCCUCUGGGAUCUGGCUCCACCCCAGACUACCCCAUGCGCCUUUCCCCUUCCACCCCGCGCUAUAGUGGCCACCACUCUCCAGCACCACUGGCCCAGAGUGUCAUAGGUCAGCCUUUCACACAAAAAGAGCCUUGUGCCACCCCUUGCCAUCAAAUGCCUGGCAUUUACAGCCCAGGCAGCACCCCUAACGCUCCCCUCAACCCACGGAUCAGCCAUGGGGAGGAGGAGGGAGUAGAGGCAGAAGGGUGGGAGACAGGAGAGUCACAGCCGCCCUCCAGUCCUCAAGCCCAGCUGUCCAACGGCAACCCUAGUCAGGCAGUGCUGGAGUUUGCACAGUACCUGGACUCUCUCUUUAGGCUGGAUGGCAGUGGCUCACCACCUCUGGAGUUGUCUGACGGGGAGUCUGAGUCCGGUCGGGGGUCGUAUGGUCAGGGAGAGGGGCCAGGGGAAGGACAGAGGGGGGACGAUACACAGCUUCUGGCUCGGGCCACAAUUGAGCCUAACCUGGUCCCCAAGCCCCCGCGUACCUUUGCUGGAUCUGCUGACCCUUCCUCUGGCAUCUCCCUCUCACCCUCAUUCCCCCUCUCUUCCUCUGGUGAGCUCAAUGACCUCUCUCCCGCCGACGGAGCACCUCCUCCCACUCACUCACUACGAACCUCCACUCCCUGUCCCUACCCUGAAGAAAACACACUGGCGUCUAUGGUAUAGUGGCCCACUCAGUCCCUCCAUGACUCUUUCUCUCUCCUCUUUCCUUAUUCCGUUGCUGCAUCUAUCUGAUGUUAAAGUAUCACUGAACAUGCAUGCGAUGGAAUGCAAUCUGCUAUACUGUUACAGCACCUUACAAAGACAUGACAUGGCAGACCAUAAUGAAUAAGACUGAGAUGAAAAACUCUUGUUCCAUUUUCAGGUGUCAAAAGCUGUGUAAAGCAUUUUCACUACUAUUGUAAUAAUACAUUUUAAUCUCUGUCUGCAUGCCAGGGGCCUGUUGUGCUUUGGGGUGAAUAGCCUCACCACUGACUGUCAUUCCAACACACACUAUCUCACAUCAACACAUGGUAGCAUACAGCCCUGCAGUGACGUGACUUUAUCAAAUGGGAGACAACUGAACAGGGACAGGGAGGAGUUAGACACUAGGUGGCACAACUCACCUUCCUCCCUCAUCAGUGCCUAAAGCUUAUUCAUCUUUAAUAUCAGGAAAGUAAAAAAAACGGAGACAGAUGCUGAACAAUAGAGAGGAGAGAGAGAGAAGACGUUGUGGUUUUGUUUCUCAGGUCUAUCAGGAAAUGACCGUGUGGAAGAGAAGGAGUGUAGAUCAUAGAGAAUUGAUGGGUCUUAAAACAGUGAUUGUGACAAAUGUUAAGAAUGUGGUUUUUGGUCUUUGGUUGUCUUUUAUAGCAUGAGGAAUGUAGUAUUCAUGUAUUUUUUUAAACAGAACUCACUUGUCAGUCAGUAACUCUUACUAACAUACAGACCAUCUCACACACAUCAAAAUGCACAAUUUGCCCCCUUUUUGCCCAAAAGUGUAUUGCCAAAUGUAUUUAUAAAGUGUGAUAUUGUUUGUUUGUGAAAUACUGCAAAAUGUACACUUUCACAAAACAAAGAUACAGGUUUCAAGUUUAACUCUGAGAGGGAGAAGAUACAUUUUGGUAUCGCUCCCUUUUAAUAGCCAAUCAGUCUAUUCCCGUUCAAACGGUGUUAAUACACCCUGGAGAGGAUGAGGAAGCUAUCCCAACACCACUGCCAUGGCACAUAUCUCCCAAAACAUGUCUCUCUCCAAGUGUUUGUACCAAGCCAAUUAUGCUAUAAAAAAACAUGAGAUGCACUGUAGGAGAUUGUUCCUCUUAAAGGGGUCUUGCUGUGGUACACAAUUAUGUCAAUGACUUCUAAGUCUUUGGUUCCCUUUAAACUGGUUCGUCUCAAGCAUAUCGAGGUUGAACUGUACGGGUUGUAGUGGCCACUUUCACUACAUUUGACAAACAUAUUUCAUAUCAGUUGUAUUGGUUGGAUCAAACAUACUACAUUAUUUAUAGCUGUUGUUUCUUACUCUUAUUGAUGGUAUUAUUAUCCUUAUUAUUACUCUUGUAACAGUGUGGUUUUCUUUCUAUGAGUUCUGCUUUCAGUUGCUGGGAAAAGCUGGUGCAUUUCAGCCGACUCUCAAAAUAAGGAUAUAUCUCUGUGGGAAAAUAACUCUGUCCAAGUGAAAAAGUACUGGGUGUGAACCUCACAGGAGGUUGGUGCCACCUUAAUUGGGGUAAUAGCUGGAGCGGAAUUCGUGGAAAGGUAUCAAACACAUGGUUUCUAUGUGUUUGAUUCCAUUCGCUCUGUUCCAGCCAUUAUUAUGAGCCGUUCUCCCCUCAGCAGCCUAUCAGCACCACCAUAGGAAGAUGCCACAUUCCCUUUUCACCAUAACAUGUACAGCAGUGUCUUAUUUGUCAUUCUUUAAAUGCAGAUGUCUUGUUUCCUGUCUUUGUUUUUGUUUUUUAUAAAAAAAGAUGAAAUGAAAAUAGAAUAACAUAGAAAAUGACUAUGAUAACAGGUAUAUUACAAAUCUAUAUCAAUAUUGACAUAUAUAGAAAAAGUACAAAUGUAUGCAGGGAAAAAGGAAUCUAUUUAGUGAGAAAGAUCUAUAUGACUGAUUAUUGGCAGAAUUGAUUACUCAUUUUUCUGUGUUGACAGAUAAUUGAAUUUUUUAUGUCUUGUCCAUGUUUACCUGGUUUGCUACUCUUCUCUUCCUGUCCCAGAUUGAGAAUGUAUUUAACCCCCGCCACCUCUCACUGCCCUGCCUGUAAUGGAAUAAAGCAAAACCAAUUUAAGGAAAA